Molecule: messenger RNA, 3746 nt
Organism: Aspergillus neoniger CBS 115656
Lineage: Eukaryota; Fungi; Ascomycota; Eurotiomycetes; Eurotiales; Aspergillaceae
Gene: alg10
Product: dolichyl-P-Glc:Glc(2)Man(9)GlcNAc(2)-PP-dolichol alpha-1,2- glucosyltransferase
Exons: 8
Coding region: 155-3715 (1186 amino acids)
Biological process (GO): DNA repair; dolichol-linked oligosaccharide biosynthetic process; protein N-linked glycosylation
Cellular component (GO): endoplasmic reticulum; nucleus
Molecular function (GO): phosphoric diester hydrolase activity; dolichyl pyrophosphate Glc2Man9GlcNAc2 alpha-1,2-glucosyltransferase activity
Source: RefSeq, a predicted model, not a curated record
CGUCGAUUGCCCGAUGCGGUGUGUUUGUUCGGUUUGCAUUGCAAGCUUGCAUUUCCGUUUGUGUCUUUUAGAUUAUUUGAUUUAUUCUUCUUCUCCUGUUUCACACUUCAAUUGUCGAGAGCAUGGUUAACCUCCUGCCUAAGCAUUGACCGACAUGAAUGCGCAACCCAAGUCGGGCGUGGCUUUGGCCGCCCGCUACGCCAUUCCUUUUGUUCUUCUGUUGAUCCCCCUUUGGAUGAUGAGGAUCAAUGCCGUCGUUCCCGAACCGUAUCUGGAUGAGGCCUUUCAUGUCCCCCAGGCUCAGGCCUACUGGGCUCAUAAGUGGACGCAUUGGGAUCCCAAAAUCACUACCCCCCCGGGCAUUUACCUUUGGUCGUAUGUGCUGUGCGCGAUCGCGCUCUUCCUGCGCGGUUCCCCCACACAGCUUACCCCGGAAGCUUUGCGUGCGACCAACGUGGCAGCCACCGCCGUAGCUCUACCGUUGCGAUUGCAGACAUUGUUGGAUCGGCUGCGCAGGGUGCGCAACACCCGUCCCUCUGGAGCAUGGCUGAGCCAUACUGUUUUGAACAUCUGCCUCUUCCCGCCGCUGUUCUUCUUCUCCGGCCUAUACUACACCGAUAUUCUUGCGCUGCUGGUGGUCAUUGAGGCGUACAACUGGGACCUGAAACGCUCGUCGGAGGGUGGGUUUGCGCCGCUCUCGACGUUGGUGUUUGUCGUGCUGGGGCUGGUAGCGCUGGUCUUCAGACAGACCAACAUCUUCUGGGUGGCGAUCUUCCUGGGUGGACUGCAGGUCGUCCGGCGGUUGAGGUUGUCUUCUAAGAGAUGCGAGGCGUCGGGAUUCGCGGAUAUUGCUCGGGCGGGGUGGAAGAAUGAGCUGUAUGAUCCGUUUGUUUCGGACGCUUCGAUUGCAGACUACUUCAAGGCGUCUAUUUCGCUGGUGGUUGUUGCCUUGAACAACUUCGGCUCGGUGAUUAGCUCUGCUAUUCCGUACCUGCUCAUACUUGCCGGGUUUGGUGGCUUCGUGCUCUGGAAUGAUGGUGUCGUUCUCGGACACAAGGAGUACCAUACUGCUGGGCUGCAUCUGCCCCAGAUGCUCUACAUCUGGCCCUACUUCGUCUUCUUCUCUUGGCCACUCCUCCUCUCGCCGGUCGUCAACUUGGUUCUCCCGAAGUCGCUUCUGCCCAAGUUCAUCGACUUUGGUUUCCCAAAGAAGCAAAAGGGCCUUCCUAAGCUGUUGACGGCUCUUGUUGUGAUCCCCAUUAUGCUGGCCGUGGUUCAUUUCAACACCGUCGUCCAUCCCUUUACCCUUGCCGACAACCGUCACUACGUCUUCUACGUCUUCCGUAUCCUGCUGCGCAUUCACCCUGCUAUCAAGUAUGCUGCUGUUGCGGUGUACUUCCUCUGCGCGUGGAUGGUCAUCUCCGCCUUUGGAUUCACGACGAUUUCUACGCCUCCCCAGUUGAUGCGUGUCCCGCAGACAGCAGUCCGCCAGCCGGAGCCAGUGCCAGUACCUCAGAAAGAGCCCAGCCAGAAGAAGGCCGAACGCCGGAAGGCGGCAAAGAAGCCCGCGCAGCCGCCCAUGCCGGAGCCAAUGUCGUUCGAUGCGUACGCCAAGAUCCAGGAGCACAUUGCGCACCGGCAGAAGCAGCAUCAGGGUACGCCGCAGGUGAGCUUUGUGCUUGUCUGGCUGGCGGCCACGGCGCUGUCGCUCAUUACGGCGCCGCUCGUCGAGCCGCGCUACUUUAUCAUUCCGUGGGUGAUGUGGCGGCUGCAUCUGCCACCGCAGCCGACGCCUCUCGUGCACCGGCAGCGGGCGCGCGAUGCAACUGAGGAGCUGAAUGCGAAGGUUGCCACGAACAUGGCACUGUUCCUGGAGACGUAUUGGUUCUUGGUGAUCAACGCGGUGACGGGAUACAUCUUCCUGUACUGCGGGUUUGAAUGGCCCCAGGAACCGGGAAAGAUCCAGCGGUUCAUGUGUAAUACAAAAAGGGCCAAGCUGUCCCCCAACAUAGACCAUGCAGACAAUGACUCUACACAAAGGACCAACAGCAGUAGCAAUAACAGUAACAACCACCCCCUAGCAUCCCUGCACCGCUCCAUAACACCCCCAAUACUCUCCCGCUCCAAGGGAUCACAAACAGCGCCUCAGCCACAACCGCAACACAAUGCCACCCACCCAGCAUCACCCAGCACGCAGACCACGAAAGAUGAGAAUCAUGCAGAAACAAAACAGGACAAUAUAAUUCCCUCUCCCAUCCAACUAACCCACAUCCGGGACCUCCCCGCCUCCUCAGGCCACAACACCGACACUGUCCGACUACGUGACAUUCUCGGCGAUCCAUUGAUCCGCGAAUGCUGGCAGUUCAAUUACCUCUUUGAUGUGGACUUUUUGAUGAGCCAGUUUGAUGAGGAUGUGAGACGGCUCGUCAAGGUGAAGGUUGUGCAUGGCUCGUGGAAGAGAGAUGCGCCGAAUCGUCAGAGGAUUGAUGAAGCAUGUACGCGCCACCCCAAUGUCGAGGCAAUAACUGCCUACAUGCCCGAAGCGUUCGGGACGCAUCAUUCCAAGAUGAUGAUCUUGUUGAGACAUGAUGAUUUGGCUCAAGUGGUCAUCCAUACGGCAAACAUGAUCGCAGGCGACUGGGCAAACAUGUGCCAGGCCGUGUGGCGAUCGCCUCUUCUCCCAUUAUGUUCCAAUAGCAGUGGGAGUGAGAGUAUAGCUACCCCUGGGGCACGAUUCAAACGUGACCUUCUCUCGUAUCUAAGAGAAUACGGGCCGAAGAAGACCGGUCCGCUUGUCGCGCAGUUAGAGAAACACGACUUCGGCGCUGUCCGCGCAGCAUUGGUUGCUAGUGUUCCCUCGAAGCAGAAGAUCCGGGAGUCGACUGAUUCGACCCGGAAGACGCUGUGGGGAUGGCUAGCUCUGAGGGAUGUAUUGCGGUCGGUUCCUAUUGAUCGUUCAGAGGAUAGACCGCAUAUUGUAACUCAGAUUUCCUCCGUCGCCUCUCUCGGCCAAACAGACAAAUGGCUCAAAGACGUCUUCUUCGCGUCCCUCUCACCAUCAUCAAAUAACCCCAAACCAAGAUUCUCGAUCAUAUUCCCUACACCCGACGAGAUUCGCCGCUCCUUGAACGGCUACGGCUCAGGCGGCUCCAUUCACAUGAAGCUGCAGAGCGCCGCACAACAAAAGCAGCUGCAGUACAUGCGGCCGUAUCUGUGUCAUUGGGCUGGAGAUGUGGCUGAGGACGAAGCGAAGGUGAAACGAGAAGCAGGGCGCCGUCGCGCGGCACCGCAUAUCAAGACGUAUAUCCGGUACUCAUCGUCGGAGAUGGACCGGAUUGAUUGGGCGAUGGUGACGUCGGCAAAUUUGUCAACGCAGGCGUGGGGAGCGGCGGUGAAUGCCAACGGAGAGGUGAGGAUAUGUAGUUGGGAGAUAGGGGUUGUGGUGUGGCCGGAGUUAGUCACCGGUGCUGGUGCUGAAGGGAGGAGUGUGAUGGUGCCUUGCUUCCGGAGGGAUGUGCCCGAUGCAGAUGCGGUUGCGGCUGCAGGUGCGGCUGCAAAUGCAGAUGAAAAGGAAAUUGCUACGACAACUACUAGAGUUGGCUUCCGAAUGCCCUACGACCUACCGUUGACGAGGUACAGCGAGACGGAUAUACCCUGGUGCGCGACGGCCAGUCAUAGCGAGCCGGACUGGCUGGGACAGACGUGGGAGGGUUGACCCCAUACUAUCCUCAUCCUUUCCAUAUACC